GUUCAUUGCUCCCAUCUAUUAAUUAUAUUCCCGUUCUACCGGUCUGUGUGUGUAUUAUUUUUAGACAACUCGUCCGGUUUGCUUGUUAAUAUUCUCGUAACGACAUUGUGUAAACCGACCGACAGUGUCCACUCCAGCUAAGUGAGCCAAUCGAACAUAUCAAUAUUACACAGGACAAUUCGCUGAAGACUGUGUUGGAGAGCCAGACAGACUGAAACAUGAAGCGUUCCAACAGUAUGACGGAAGAAAUACCUAUGGGCUAUAGAAAUGAAAUCGAAGCGAAGAGAUCAAAUAUUCUCCCAGCAACAACAGACAAUUGCCACCAACUUAUGAUGAAGAGGUUGCCCCCGACUAAAAGAUGGAGUGGGCUUUACCAGGCAUCUGAACUUGCUGUUGAGAUUAAUAAAGAAGAGAGUAGAAGUCCCUAUAGGAGUGAAUUUGCAGCUGAUUUGCCCACACCACCCAAAACACCAGCAUCACACACGGCCAUCCCACCACCCCCAGUACUUUUAGUAGCAUCUCCGCAGACUUCACCGCAGUUACACCAGAGAUUGACGGAGAGUUACAAUAUUAAGACAGAGCCGAGUACAAUACAUCAAAGAGUUCUGAUGAAUCCACCACUCACUGGUGACUCGAUUCGUUAUUAUCAUAACAACGCCUCACCCCCAGGAAGCAGGUCGUCACCCAUAGGCAGUCUACUAAGCCCCAGUGGGUCUGGUCUAAUUUCAUCACCGAUGAGUGGUUCAAGUUAUGCUUACACACCCAACACCCCUUUCUCAUCUGGUAUGAACACACAUUUCCCGUUCCCACCACACUGUGCACCACCUGGCCAACAUUUUUUAACUGGACCCUCUCAUGGACGGAAAGCAAAGCACUCAGAGGGAAGUUUAUCAGGACUGGAUAGCCAGGGGCAAAGUGAAGAAAGCAGCAACUCUGAGGAAGAUGAUUCGUUAAUGUAUUGCAGUAUUUGCCAAGAUAAGGCCACUGGACUGCACUAUGGCAUCAUCACGUGUGAAGGUUGCAAAGGUUUUUUCAAAAGAACAGUGCAGAACAAGCGAGUCUACUCCUGUGUUGGAGAAGGAAACUGUGAGAUCACCAAAGCACAGCGAAACCGAUGCCAGUUCUGUCGGUUUCAGAAGUGUCUACAGAAAGGGAUGCUCCUGGAAGCAGUACGAGAAGAUCGUAUGCCUGGUGGUCGGAAUACAGGGCUGUCAUAUAAGUGUAAACCAAAAAACUAUGACAGACUCAGAAAAAAGUUUCAGCAAAUUGCUCAACAGAAAGCCAUAGAAAACAAGCGAAACCGUGCCGAAAAACAGGCGUUAAAAGCAGCCCGGGAUGCCAUGAAGAAAGAGAACAGUGAGAAAGGAUCCCAGUUACCUAUCAAUGGUGAGGAAAUGACACAGAUGCACUUCUCAGAUAUAAAAGUCGAGACUGCACAGAUGAUUGAAGUGCUCCUACAAACAGAAACUGCUUUAGGAAAAAUCACACCGAAUGAGCGUAACAUGACUCCGGUGAACUAUUCCGAUGACCUCCUAAAAGCCAUGUGUAAACUUGGUGAUGAUUUGGUGUUUCAUUUAGUGCAGUGGGUGAAGCACCUGCCGUUCUAUACCCAGCUCGGCACCGCAGAACAUACGCACAUUCUUAAGUCCAAAUGGCAGGAGCUCCUGCUACUUUCGGUAGCUGUAAAUGCGAUUCAUUUCCGGAACAGCACCACUAAUAAAGGGCUGAGUUUUGAACAGCAUGUGUUCCAAAAUAUGAUGUAUUUACAAGAAUGCCUGAACCAGACAAUGGAAAACCAUUUGGACAUUGAGGACUUCCAGGAAGAAAUGAGUGAAGUGGUAGAAAAACUGACAUGUCUUGUUGCAAUGUUUCAUACCUACAAAAUGACCAGAGAUGAGUAUCUACUCUUGAAAGUGGUGGUCCUUCUCCGUGGUAACAACAGUAAUAAUAAUAACAAUAAUGAAACCUGUGAAUUGACAGACAAAGUCUGCGAGCCUUAUCUCAGCGCUCUUCACGAUUACAUGAACAUCAACUAUCCGUCAUAUCCCAAUCGGUUUAACGAGAUCAUGUCGCAUCUUCCCGAACUCCGCUGUUGCGCAGAACUGUUAUGUAGGAGUAAGCUUCUUUACAUGCCUUAUCUCCUGAAUGCGAUGUCUAAGUGUUGA
Saccoglossus kowalevskii is the source of this 2165-nucleotide messenger RNA. RefSeq names its product nuclear receptor subfamily 6 group A member 1. NCBI's taxonomy places the organism in Eukaryota, Metazoa, Hemichordata, Enteropneusta, Harrimaniidae. The record is from RefSeq and is a predicted model, not a curated record. Gene Ontology annotation, biological process: regulation of DNA-templated transcription. Gene Ontology annotation, molecular function: sequence-specific DNA binding; zinc ion binding; DNA-binding transcription factor activity.